This is a messenger RNA of Grus americana (Whooping crane), 5552 nucleotides long. It is a transcript of the gene RTEL1, whose product is annotated as regulator of telomere elongation helicase 1. Gene Ontology annotation, biological process: regulation of double-strand break repair via homologous recombination; DNA repair; negative regulation of DNA recombination. The record is from RefSeq and is a predicted model, not a curated record. Gene Ontology annotation, cellular component: nucleus. Lineage: Eukaryota; Metazoa; Chordata; Aves; Gruiformes; Gruidae. The transcript has 37 exons. Gene Ontology annotation, molecular function: DNA helicase activity; hydrolase activity, acting on acid anhydrides, in phosphorus-containing anhydrides; DNA polymerase binding. The coding region runs from base 49 to 3915 and encodes 1288 amino acids.
CGGCGCGGGGAGUCCGAACAGCGCAGCGGGAGGUACCUGAGGGGAAACAUGCCCAAAAUAACGCUGAACGGCAUCACGGUGGAUUUCCCCUUCCAGCCCUACGAGUGCCAGGAAGCCUACAUGGCCAAGGUGCUCGAGUGUCUGCAGAGGAAGGUAAAUGGCAUUUUGGAGAGCCCUACAGGCACAGGAAAGACCCUCUGCCUGCUGUGUUCCACUCUGGCUUGGCGGGAACACUUUAAAGAUACUAUCUCAGCCCGAAAAAUUGCACAACGUAUGAAUGGAGUGGAACUCUUUCCUGAGAGACCCAUGUCAUCCUGGGGCAAUGCUGCCACAGAUGCUGAUAUCCCAACUUAUUACACUGAUGUUCCUAAAAUAAUUUAUGCCUCCAGAACUCACUCACAACUUACACAGGUCAUUAACGAAUUAAAGAACACAGUCUACAGGCCAAAGAUAUGUGUUUUGGGUUCCAGAGAGCAGCUUUGCAUCAAUCCUGAAGUGAAGCGGCAGGAGAGCAACCACAUGCAGAUCUACAUGUGCCGAAUGAAAGUAAUGGCUCGUGCUUGUCAUUUCUAUAACAAUGUGGAAGAGAAGAGUACAGAGAAAGAACUGAUUGAAUCAAUCAUGGAUAUCGAAGACUUGGUUAAAAACGGAAACAAGCACAGAGCUUGUCCGUAUUACCUCUCUCGAAGCCUGAAGCAGCAAGCAGAUAUUAUUUUUAUGCCUUACAACUAUUUACUAGACUCAAAGAGCCGGAAAGCGCACAACUUAGAUCUGAAGGGGACUGUGGUAAUACUUGAUGAAGCUCACAAUGUGGAGAAGUUGUGUGAGGAGUCAUCUUCUUUUGACUUGACACCCUACGAUUUGGCUUCAGCAAUGGAUGCUAUAAAUGUCGUACUGGAAGAACAAGCCAAAGUAGUUCAACAGAAUGAAAUAAAUGCUGAAUUCAAUAUGGAGUUGGCAAAUUCAGGACUGAACAUGGAACUUGAAGAUAUAGCAAAGAUAAAGAAAAUUCUUCUUCAGCUAGAAAGUGCCAUUGAUGCAGUGGAGCUGCCACUGAAUGAUACUGGAGUCACCAAAGAGGGAAGCUACAUCUUUGAUCUGUUUGCAGAGGCCCAAAUAACAUUCCAGACCAAAUCCUCACUCUUGGAGUCAUUAGAGCAGAUUUUACAGUUUCUUUCAGGCCGUACUGGGAUAUUUGUCAAUACAUCUGGAUUGCAUAAGCUCUCAGAUAUUAUCCAGACAGUUUUCAACAUCGAUUCUCCAGAAGGCACAACAGUCUUCAUGCCACAUCAGUCAAUAUCUAAAUAUUAUAAGGUACAUAUUCAUUGGGAUAACAGUAAUCAGAAGAAGAAACAAAGGACAGAUCUCUGGAAUUCAUCGUCUGCAAAAAACCAAGGAAAGACCUUAAGCUAUUGGUGUUUCAGCCCUGGAUACAGCAUGCAUGAGCUUGUUCGACAGGGAGUCAGGACAAUUAUCCUUACUAGUGGGACACUCUCCCCUCUCUCAUCAUUUACAAUGGAAAUGCAGAUCCCUUUUCCUGUUUGCUUGGAGAAUCCUCAUGUUAUUGAUAAACACCAGCUCUGGGUUGGGAUCAUUCCUAAGGGACCUGAUGGAGCUGUGCUUACUUCUACCUAUGAAAGAAGGUUUUCAGAGGAUUAUUUAUCGUCUCUAGGCAAAACAAUUGGUAACCUUGUGCGAGUUGUACCACAUGGACUGUUGGUGUUCUUCCCGUCGUAUCCUGUCAUGGAUAAGAGCCUGGAAUAUUGGAGAGAGCAUGAUUUUGCUAAAAGAAUCGAAGAAGUGAAGCCAAUGUUUGUGGAACCCAGGAACAAAGGAAGCUUUGCAGAGGUAAUGGAUGCAUACUACGAUAAAGUCAUCUGUCCCAAGUCCAACGGAGCUGCUUUUUUGGCAGUAUGUCGGGGGAAGGCCAGUGAAGGCCUGGACUUUGCAGACAUAAAUGGACGGGGAGUCAUCAUUACUGGGCUUCCAUUUCCUCCUCGUAUGGAGCCCAGAGUUGUUUUAAAGAUGCAGUUCCUGGAUGAAAUGAGAAGAAGUGGUGCAGGCACACAGUAUUUAUCUGGGCGUGAGUGGUACAGUCAGCAAGCUUCCCGGGCUGUUAAUCAGGCUAUUGGCAGGGUCAUCAGACAUCGCCAAGACUAUGGUGCUAUCUUCCUAUGUGACCACAGGUUCACAACUGGUGAUGUAAGAAGCAAACUGCCCUCGUGGGUCCGCCCUUAUGUGAAUGUUUAUGACAACUUUGGGCAUGCAGUCAGAAGUGUCUCCCUCUUCUUCCGUGUUGCUCAAGAAAUUAUGCCCCCACCCCUGCCACAAUGCCCUUCUGGCUCGGCUGCUUCCCGAAGUGAAAGUGAUACAGCACCAUCUACUUCAUCUGAGCAAAUCCUCUCCCUGAAAAAAGCCAAAAACUUAGACGACCAUGUUCCCAGUUUGAAGAGGAAAAGAAAAGUAAAUGGAGAUGGAGCAUCCAGCCUAUGCAUGGAAUAUGAACAAGAGCUUGUCUCACCCAGAAGACAAUGUAUUGGGCUCUUGGACGCGUUGGAGCGCAAUGAGAAGAGCAGUGAAGAUGCAGAGGAGGAAAGUGACUUGUCAGGAGAGGAAAAGGCACAACGUCUGUCAACGCUUUCCCUUCAGUAUGAGAAGAGGUUAACAGAUGAGCAGAAAGGAGGAAGGAAGAAAAUAAAGCUAGUCAGCAAUACACAAGCUGCUAAGAAAGCAGACCUGACGGAGCCGAAGAAGGCUCGAGCUACUUUAUACAUCGCAACAGUGAAGGAGACCCUAAGCCAACAAAACUAUGAUCUCUUCUCUAAGGCUCUUCAGCACUACAAGAAGACAGAUGACUUCCACGCUAUGUUAUCUCAAAUGAGCUCCCUCUUUAUAGAGGAUGAAAAAAAACAUAUCUUGUUACGAGAAUUUUACCAGUUUGUUCGACCUCAACAUAAAAAACAGUUUGAUGAAGCAUGUUGCAAUCUGACUGGAGUGGGCUGUGGCUACAAACCUGAGCACAGCCUCCUGCGGGAAGAGAGAGAGAUACUGGCCAAGAAAAUAGAAGAAAAACAGAGUCAGCAGAAAACUGCAUUCUCGAAGGACUCAUGUGCUCAGCUAAAUCCUGGGCUCCACUUGAACCGGGGAGGAUUCCACUUGACAACAGGACUGAAUAGUACAGGGCAGAAUGCCAGUCGGGCUUUGAAGACAGACACUGAAAAAGCUUCAAGCUCUAGGAGAGAUCACCACCAGGUCCUCAGGGCUACCUAUCUCAACGACGUGAAAAGGGCUUUGAACAAAAACACUUACAGCCGUUUCUACGAAGCGUUGUUAGCUUACAAGAAGACAGAUAACUAUGAUGCUAUGAUAUCGGUGAUAGCAGCCCUCACCACUGAGAGGCCAGAAGACUUUCAUCUCCUACAAAGGUUUUACAUGUUUGUGCGCCCUCAUCACAAAGAGCAGUUCAAACAGAUGUGUAAAGAUUUGACUGGAACGGUCUGUGGCGAGGGAGAGAAGCAAUUGCAACAGCAGGUGCAAGGUGAAGGGAACCCUCUGAGUUUGGAGAGCUGGUGCACUAAAGGAGAAAACAGCCAUGUACAAGAUGCAGCCACUUCUAAGGGUGAGGCACCAGAGAAAAUUCAGAGGAAGAUUUCCUCCUUCUGCUUUAACCAGGAAAACAAUCUUGACUUGCCAAAGGCCAAAGUAUCAAAAGAAACCAGUAAUGUGAGAGCACCCACAGGCUCUGGAGCUGUGCCUAUCUUUCCACUAGAGAUGGAGCCAGAAUGUGGAAGAUUCCAGUGCUCUAACUGCAAAUCUGAGGAUGAUGUGCCUUUUAAAUGUCCAUUAUGUGACUUCACUUGCUGCAAAACAUGCUGGGAGCAGUUCUUAAAGUUUGGGAUAUUACUUGAGGACUGACGAUGAGAGAUGCUUCUCCCAGUGAUGAGGCAAAACUGUUCUUGCUAGUCAUGCAGAUGAGAAGGAAGAACAACUUGGUCAAGAGCAGAAGAUUGCAAACAGGAAGAAGAUUAUUCCAUGUGUCCCUGAAACCAAUCCCAGAGGAACCAUCUCCUAACACUGCCAUCCGCAUUCCAACCCGUGUGUUGGUUGUACAAACAAUUGACUCCACGGCGAGGGCAGUGUGUGUGAUGGAGAUACCCUUACCAGCAGGAAAUGAGCAACCAUGUUGUGUCUGAAAUCUCAUCAGAUGGCAUCGGGCUUUGUCACCACUGACUGGCCUGGAUUCGAAAACAUCUUUUUUCAUUUGCUUACAAGUUACUCACUGUGUUUCUUCAGUUCAGAAGCACUUUCAUGCAUAUUGUCCUAUGAGGAAAUGACUAACAGCCUAUCAUUCAAAAUGCCAUGACUUGGUUUUUGCAAAUUGUGAUGUCUUUUUCAAAUUUGUUAUUUUACUGAAACAACUUUGUGGUGGAAAGAGGCGGUGAAUAAUUUUGGAAUGUUUUGGAAGCUUUUGGAGGAGCAGACAGAACUCUGCAGCUGGAGGGGGAUUAGGGCCGGUGCCACAUUGGGUGAUUUUUUUCGAUGGGUUAGAGGGGAAGCCUUGCAAAGACUGGGCCAAUAUACGCUGCUUUUGGUUUCAGUUUCCUGUGCAGAGGUCUGUUGCUGCUUUUUGAUGUUUAAAUGCAUCGUUUAUUCAUGCUCUUUUUGCAGGUAUUCCAGAGAGACCGAGUUAUUCUCAUUUGGACUAUCUGUAAUAUGGGCAAAUAAUAUAAGAUUUCACAAUUAUAUAUUACACUUAAAAUUUUCAAACCUCUUUGACAAAUCACUGUCUACUGGGAGGUAAAGAGAGUUUUCCUCUCCCCUUCCAUUUAUAGUAUUUCAAUUUAUGUUUCUAGAAUCAAAAUGCUAGUGCCUGAACCUGCUUUGCAGUCUACAUCUUCUGUUACAGUGAUUAACUUCCAGAGUGUAGGGAAGCCUGCACAGGGCCGCUGAUGUCAGUAACCAUCAUUUCAGCCUACUGAGCUGGCAAUUUUCUCACAAAGAUUAACUUUUAAAACAUUUUUUAUUAUCGCACUCUUAAAACAAGCAGAGCAUUUUAGUUUUAUUAGGAAUUUGCAAGGUAUCAACAGAACAGUUGGAGUUCAUGUGCAGGUCAAAUGGCUAAAGACCAGACUUUAAAAUUUCAGAUUAGUGAAGAAGCAAACCUGGGUGGAGAAACGGUUGCCUCAUAUACCUGGUCUUCUGCUCUUAACCAAGGAAGGUGUGUGGUGGUGUGGAGAAAUAAAUGUACUCGGUUCCCCUACAAAACUCUUGGUCAUGACCACAUGUAUCACCGAUGUCCUGGUAUGCCCAGGAGAUGACUUCCUUCUCAUCCGUGCAAGAGGAAGCAGUUCAGGGAACUCAGCCAUCUUACGGGAUUUUACUAAUAACAAGUACAUGUGUACUUCUCAACAGCUCCUGUAGGCUCUGUAUUUCCUCGUUCCUGUAUUUUUAGUCUUCCAGAUGAGGAAGAAGUGCCCGGAGUGCCACAGUGAUGUGAAGAAGCAGAGAUUAAUCCAAGUUUUCUUCUGGUCAUAAUCUCACUGAUAGAAAGG